Colletes gigas is the source of this 1168-nucleotide messenger RNA. RefSeq lists its product as uncharacterized. Gene Ontology annotation, molecular function: DNA binding. Gene Ontology annotation, biological process: regulation of transcription by RNA polymerase II. The record is from RefSeq and is a predicted model, not a curated record. Lineage: Eukaryota; Metazoa; Arthropoda; Insecta; Hymenoptera; Colletidae. The transcript is spliced from 2 exons. Gene Ontology annotation, cellular component: transcription regulator complex; nucleus. The coding region runs from base 86 to 907 and encodes 273 amino acids.
UGUUCCCAUCGGAUUGACAAGCUAAUACUGUGGUUUCUUGUCUUGUUAUCGUUAGAAAAACCAUUCGUUUGUUUAACCGGUAGAUAUGAAGGACGAAGUGAAGAUGGACGCGAAUCGGCUAAUCGCUGAAGUUUAUAAGCGACCAGCGCUUUGGAACCAAAGGCAUAUCUCAUAUCAUAAUCGCGAGGUGACGAACUCCGUUUGGAUGGAGAUUGCAUCGAUAUUCAAGUUGCCUAAACCGGUAUUAAAAGCAAAAUGGAAAGGUUUACGAGAUACUUUUCGGGCAGAAUUAAAAAAGGACCAAGUUUACCGUAAAAGUAAAUUUCAUCGAAAUAGGCCGGUAUGGAUACAUUUCAAAAGUUUACAGUUUUUAAAAGAACAAAUGUUACCUCGUCCUCCAAUUUGGGAACGAAGUAAUUCUUGUCAAGAUGAUCGAAUGCACAGCGAGGGUGAAAGUGAUGGAAUACUGUUGCAGAAUGGUUUGUCGGUAACAAAUAGAAAUGCGGACGAUCGAAAUACAAUUCCGAAUCACCUACUGUCGAUAAGUAACGACAAUGGAUUGAAAAUCGAAAAUAUCAAUCACAUAGACGUGAAACAAGAACCUGAAGAGAAUUUCGACCAUCUCGAAUUUCAGAGUGUCUCCGACAACCUCACGGAAAAUGAAAUGAUGUUGCAAAACAUCUCCCCUGAACAAGUAUUGAUGGGUGACCAUGAUACUGGCAUUGGUCUUACGGUAGAUCCUUUAGAAGGCAACCGUUUCGAUGAUAAUUACUAUUUCCUUAUGAGCCUUUUACCCCAUAUAAGAACAUUGCCGGCUGAUAGAAGAAUGCUGCUCAGGAUGCAAAUGCAAGAAUUGGUUUACAAAGAGGUUUACAAGAAAAGUUCUGAGAGUGCUGCCACGCCGUAAACAGAUAAAAAAAUUAAUAUUUUUAACAAAUAUAUUAUUCAUAAGCGUUUUUCGGAACUGGUUAGAAUUUAUCAGAAUAAUUAUGUCUCACAGUUUACUGUAUUUAAGAUGCAGUCCUUGCGCGAACCGAAACUCAGGUUUAUUUACAUAUUGGUCGAAGUAUCAAUGGAUGAACAAAAUUUUAGAAAAAAAAAAAGCGUACUUUUUAAUCGAUUUGAAUAAACGAAUACUCCGUAGAUUGAGAGACACUGGUGCUUUCUC